AUGACUGUUGCUACUGGAGAUCCCACAGAUGAAGCAGCAGCUUUGCCUGGUCAUCCUCAGGACACUUAUAACCCAGAAACUGAUCAUGAAUGUUGUGAGAGAGUGGUUAUUAAUAUCUCAGGCCUUCGGUUUGAAACACAACUUAAGACACUUGCUCAGUUUCCAGAGACUUUAUUGGGAGAUCCGAAAAAGAGAAUGAGAUAUUUUGAUCCUCUCCGGAAUGAAUAUUUCUUUGACAGAAACAGACCCAGCUUUGAUGCUAUUUUAUAUUACUACCAAUCGGGUGGCAGACUGAGAAGGCCCGUUAACGUACCCUUGGACAUCUUCUCAGAAGAAAUAAGGUUUUAUGAACUUGGUGAAGAAGCGAUGGAGAUGUUUCGGGAGGAUGAGGGUUACAUCAAGGAAGAAGAACGCCCGUUACCAGAAAAUGAAUUUCAGAGACAAGUAUGGCUUCUCUUUGAAUACCCAGAAAGUUCUGGACCAGCCAGGAUUAUAGCAAUUGUCUCAGUCAUGGUCAUCCUAAUCUCUAUAGUAAGUUUCUGUUUAGAAACUUUGCCCAUAUUCCGUGAUGAUGCUGAAGACAUGCAUGGUAGCAGUAGCAACCCCAGCCCUUAUUCCAACAGCACAAUGGGGUCUCAACAGCAAACAUCUUUCACAGACCCCUUCUUUAUAGUAGAAACACUCUGCAUAAUUUGGUUCUCCUUUGAAUUCCUGGUGAGAUUCUUUGCCUGCCCUAGCAAAGCUGGCUUUUUUACCAAUAUCAUGAACAUCAUUGAUAUUGUUGCCAUUAUUCCGUACUUCAUCACACUUGGCACAGAGCUGGCUGAGAAACCAGAAGACGGCCAGCAAGGUCAACAGGCUAUGUCUCUUGCUAUCCUUCGAGUCAUCCGCUUGGUGAGGGUGUUCAGGAUCUUCAAACUUUCCAGACACUCCAAAGGAUUGCAAAUCCUGGGACAGACUCUUAAGGCCAGCAUGAGGGAGCUAGGCCUCUUGAUAUUUUUCCUCUUCAUUGGUGUCAUCCUGUUCUCCAGCGCUGUCUAUUUUGCAGAGGCUGAUGAGAGGGAUUCUCAGUUCCCAAGCAUCCCCGAUGCUUUUUGGUGGGCUGUGGUUUCCAUGACGACAGUUGGCUAUGGAGACAUGGUCCCCACGACCAUAGGUGGAAAAAUAGUUGGCUCCUUGUGUGCCAUUGCAGGUGUAUUAACAAUUGCCUUACCAGUGCCGGUUAUAGUGUCCAAUUUCAACUACUUCUAUCACCGUGAGACAGAAGGAGAGGAGCAAGCUCAAUACUUGCAAGUAACCAGCUGCCCAAAGAUCCCUUCUUCCCCUGACCUAAAGAAAAGCAGAAGUGCCUCCACUAUUAGUAAGUCUGAUUAUAUGGAGAUACAAGAAGGUGUGAAUAAUAGCAAUGAGGACUUUAGAGAGGAGAACUUGAAAACAGCCAAUUGCACCCUAGCUAACACAAACUAUGUUAAUAUAACUAAAAUGUUAACCGAUGUUUAG
Molecule: messenger RNA, 1500 nt
Organism: Thamnophis elegans (Western terrestrial garter snake)
Lineage: Eukaryota; Metazoa; Chordata; Lepidosauria; Squamata; Natricidae
Gene: KCNA2
Product: potassium voltage-gated channel subfamily A member 2
Exons: 1
Coding region: 1-1500 (499 amino acids)
Biological process (GO): protein homooligomerization; potassium ion transmembrane transport
Cellular component (GO): voltage-gated potassium channel complex; axon terminus; membrane
Molecular function (GO): delayed rectifier potassium channel activity; protein binding
Source: RefSeq, a predicted model, not a curated record